Messenger RNA from Trichoplax adhaerens, 1038 nucleotides. RefSeq lists its product as uncharacterized. The transcript has a single exon. Gene Ontology annotation, molecular function: neuropeptide receptor activity. The record is from RefSeq and is a predicted model, not a curated record. The coding region runs from base 1 to 1038 and encodes 345 amino acids. Gene Ontology annotation, cellular component: membrane. Lineage: Eukaryota; Metazoa; Placozoa; Uniplacotomia; Trichoplacea; Trichoplacidae. Gene Ontology annotation, biological process: neuropeptide signaling pathway.
AUGGCUGGAUUAAAUAAUGCAACUAAUCAUUCUAUAAUAUUAGAGCCUCCUCACAUAUCUCUUAAUGUCAUCUUUGCUGAAAUUGGUUAUGCAUCUAUAUUUUUACUCUCCUUACUUGGUAAUAUUUUAAUCUGUUCCAUUUUAAUUUGGAAAAAGAAAUUUCGAUCGAGUAAUAACGUCUGCAUACUAAAUUUAGCCAUUGCCGAUUUAAUGGUUACAUUAACAAUCCCCGUCAUCAUGGUUCUCUUACUGACACGAACAUUUAUCUUUGGUCCUAUAGUCUGUAAAUUAAUUUACUUAUUGCAAACUUGUGGAUUUUAUGCCUCGUGGCUAACAUUGCUCAUUAUUGCAUUUGAUCGCUAUCGUUCACUCAAUUUAACUUUAACCAAUGGGAUACCUAAAAAAUAUCUUAUUGCAGCUAUUUCAUCGAUAUGGAUAUUGUCAACUUUAAGUGCUAUUCCGCCACUCAUAUUUUUAAAAGUGACAACAAGCCGAAACGGCCAACAAUGUCGACAAGUUUGGCCAACGAGACAACUUCAAAAAAUUUAUGUCAUCUGCUCGUCGACCUUAUUCGUCUUUCUACCAUUUCUGCUCAUAUGUAUUAUCCACAUAUAUAUUGGCAUUAAACUAACUCGAAUGGGAUCUAGAUUAUCCAAUUCUUCAAUUCAUCAUUAUAAACAUAAAGUGAUCAUCACUAUGUCAAUAACAUCUGCUGUUUUCCUUGUUUGCUGUUUCCCUUAUCAAUUACUUUCACUAUUAAUCACUUCUGUUCCUACAUUUUACAAGGUUAAAUUUUUAGUCACUUUCGUUCUGGAAGCGACAAUUUGGAUGACAUUUGCGCAUUGCAUGUGCAAUCCUGUCAUUUAUGUUAUUACUAGCACGCAGAUGAGACAAGAUAUAACGGAUGCUUUUAAAGCUUGUCAUAGAUAUCAUCAUCGACCAAGGUGGUCUUCUAAAGGAAAGACAUCGCAAACACCAGCAAUAAAUGAUUCUCCUACCGCCAGGAAGGCGCUAUCCAAUCCUUCGAAUAGAAUUUAA